GCCAAACCUAAAGCUGCCAAUAUAAGAAGAAAAAUUUUAUGGUAUUAUGAGGACUUCUGCACCAUAUACUCUAUAGAUCGAGCUACUGGGCAUACUGGAAUGGAGUGCGAAGAUAUGCUUGGAGAUAUGGGGUUUUAUUCGAGUGUUCAAACAGUCACGGAAGAGAUAGAUGACUCCACAAUUUAUGGUGUUGACAAACGAAACUCAUCAAAGAGAAAAGGAAUGUCUGAUAACACAGCACAAGCAAGUCAUUGUAAGAAGAAGCUUAAGCCUGGACCAAACAUUGAUACAUUUUCAGCUUGUAUGGAGGCAGCUUCUAUCCGACUAGAAAAAGCAGGCUUGGAGAUGUCAAGAGUAGAGAUAGACAUAGCAGAUAAAACAUCACAUCUCCCAACUGCACUAGAUCAGCUCUAAGGUAUGACUAGAGGGAUGAAAUAUAAGCUGAUGGAAAAAAUGGGAAAAACUCAGAGCGAGUUGUUGAUCUUUUAUGGGCUACCUUAUGCAGAGAAGAUGGAUUGGUGCCAGUGGUAUUUGACGGACAAAUGAAAUGUGAUUUAUCAUGUAUUUUUUUG
Molecule: messenger RNA, 572 nt
Organism: Cuscuta epithymum
Lineage: Eukaryota; Viridiplantae; Streptophyta; Magnoliopsida; Solanales; Convolvulaceae
Source: the annotation of a GenBank genome assembly